This is a messenger RNA of Tricharina praecox, 1035 nucleotides long. RefSeq lists its product as uncharacterized. The transcript is spliced from 3 exons. The coding region runs from base 1 to 1035 and encodes 344 amino acids. NCBI's taxonomy places the organism in Eukaryota, Fungi, Ascomycota, Pezizomycetes, Pezizales, Pyronemataceae. The record is from RefSeq and is a predicted model, not a curated record.
AUGAGCAAGCCUUCAUUCACGCUGCCGCUGCAGCGGCCACAGACGCCCGCAACGUACUUCAAGUCUCCGUUCAACCCGUCGCGGCACCUAGCGUACCACACGAUGCCAGCCUGCCACACGAUGAGCGAGCUCGGCCACGAGAAGAGGGGGAUAUCGCCCAUCGGCGUGUCCGAGCCGUUCGAGCUGUUUACGCCUGAGGCGGUCCGGUUGAUGCGCAACGAGGUCCUCGCCGAUGAGGUGUGGGAUAAUUGUAGGUUUGCGAGCAGUAUUGCCGCUUGUCAGUUGCGCGGGAUGGCGCCGAAAUAUGCCAAGUUCGUCUACGACGCCUGGACGAAUCCCGAGACGUUGCGGAUCGUCAGCAGCAUUGCGGGCGUGGAUCUGGUGCCAGUAAUGGACUACGAGAUCGGCCACAUCAACAUCAGCGUCAAAGACAAAGACGACGCGGACGGGAAGACGCAGGCCGCUCCCGUGGUGGGCUGGCACAAGGACUCGUAUCCGUUCGUGUGCGUGCUCAUGCUCUCCGAUGCUACGGAAAUGAAGGGCGGCGAGACUGCGCUCCGCAUUGGUGCGGGCGAGAUCAUGAAAGUCCGCGGUCCGCAGAUGGGCUCCGCCGUAGUCCUCCAGGGUAGAUACAUCGACCACAUCGCGCUGCCAUCCACCAACACGCGCGAACGCAUCACGAUGGUGACCUCGUUCCGGCCCCGGGAUCCGGUGGUGGCCGAUGACUCGCAGCUGCUCACUGUGCGGCCCGUGUCUGACCUCAACGAGAUGUACAACCAGUGGACCGACUACCGCGUCGAACUCGUUGAGGAACGCUGCCGCCGCCUGGUAAAGACGCUCAGGGAACGGAAGCAUGUGGGACGGGACUUCGAUGUCACAGGUGUUAAGGGUCAGUUGGCGGAGCUUAUCAAGUUCCUCCAGAAGACUGCCGAUGAGAUUGUCGAUCCGGCUGAGUAUAAAGUGGAAGAUGGUGAUGAGGAGAGGGAGCAGGGGAAGGAGAGCACGAGGAUGAAGAAGAGGGCCAGACUGGCGUAG